CGUACACACUUCCCACAAUUCGCAAUUCCGAUACAGUUAGAAAGAAAACGACGCAACAAGAUGCAAAUCAUCUGGAGAGACUCCGCAGAUCCAGCUGUCUAUGAAGAGGCGCGCAUCGGACGUGUCUUCAAUCACCGUCGCCCACGAAGGUAUCCAUUGGCAGUAGUCAAAGCUACCCGCGCGGAAGAUGUAGUAAAAGCCAUUAAACUGGCGGCCGAGAAGAAAUGUCGAGUGGCCGUACGCUCUGGUGGCCACUCCUGGGCAGCCUGGAGUGUCCGGGAUGAGUCGAUCCUCAUUGACCUAGGCAAUUAUAAACACCUAGAAGUCGAUCCGGAGAAAAGAAUUGCCCGCGCCUCUCCCAGCAUGACGGGAAGAGAAGUCAACGGAAAAUUGGUUCAAGAAUACGGGCUCAUGUUCCCGGGAGGACAUUGUCCUGAUGUAGGACUUGGGGGGUUUCUCCUACAGGGAGGAAUGGGCUGGAAUUGCCGGGGAUGGGGUUGGGCCUGUGAACGAGUCAAAGGAGUCGAUGUGGUGACUGCAAAUGGCGAGAUACUUCAUUGUAAUCAACACCAAAAUGCAGACCUUUAUUGGGCUGCCAGAGGAGCGGGACCAGGAUUCCCUGCCGUGGUUACUGACUACCAUCUGGACCUCAUGACAUACCCCGAGAAAGGGUUCAGAUCGUCCGCAUAUCUCUACACCCUUGAUCAGUACUACGAGGCAUUUCGCUGGAUCAUAUCAAUAACCCCUGGCUUCGAUCGCGACACGGAAAUUGUUGCUGUUGGCUUAUACCCAGAAGGCCGGGAUGAAAUAUGCCUAUUCAUUCUACUAGUCACGAUGAAAUCUACAGUGGAGGAGGCAGAAAAGGCUCUGGCGCCCGCUCAUCAGUCCCGGCCAGAAGGCGCAAUCGAAGAGUGGUUCUGCCAGGAAGACAGUCUAGAGAACCAGUACGUGAAGCAGGCUAAUGCAAGCCCGGAGAAGCACCGAUACUGCGCAGAGAACGCAUAUAUCGAAAACAAUGCAGAUGUCCCCAAGGUGCUAGAAGAGGCGUUUACCACCCUCCCUCACCGAAAGGCGUUCGCCCUCUGGUAUGCGAUGAACCCCUGUAGCCAAAGGCAAUUGCCGGAUAUGGCCCUUAGCAUGCAAUCCGAUCAUUACUUUGCUCUCUAUACGGUCUGGGAAGAAGAGAACGAUGAUGUACGGUGUCAACAGUGGGUACGCGAUGUGAUGAAGAAGGUCGAACGCAAGUCUGUUGGGGCCUAUCUAGGAGAUUCGGAUUUCCAGGAACGCAAAACUCGGUACUGGGCAGAUAGCAAUGGCCGUCGACUGAUGGACAUUCGCCGUAAAUGGGAUCCCACUGGUAGGAUCUGUGGAUAUCUCGAUCCAGGCGACUUGUCGGGAAUCCAUGGGCUUGACAACGCGCAUGAAUGGAAAUUAUAGAUUGGCAGCGUUAUUGCAGACUACAGAUAUUCGCCAGGGGUUCAAUGAUUUACUAGUAGUUAUAAUAUAAUUUUGGAUCUCAAC
Aspergillus ochraceoroseus IBT 24754 is the source of this 1521-nucleotide messenger RNA. Its product is annotated as FAD-binding oxidoreductase. Lineage: Eukaryota; Fungi; Ascomycota; Eurotiomycetes; Eurotiales; Aspergillaceae. The record is from RefSeq and is a predicted model, not a curated record. Gene Ontology annotation, molecular function: FAD binding; oxidoreductase activity. The transcript has 4 exons. Bases 61 to 1437 code for a protein of 458 amino acids.